This is a messenger RNA of Vicugna pacos (alpaca), 1141 nucleotides long. Lineage: Eukaryota; Metazoa; Chordata; Mammalia; Artiodactyla; Camelidae. The record is from RefSeq and is a predicted model, not a curated record.
UGUCCCCCAGGGAGAGGGCUUCCUAAAAUAGCCCGUGGUUCCCCCAUAGGGUGCUCCAUUCUUUUUAGUGUGUUGCCGAAGUACAAACCCCGCACUUUCUUUCUUUCUUCCUUUUUUUUCCCCUGACUGCAUUAAAGACAGCGCAAGGUGUAAAAACAUUCGCACAAAAGCACAUGCCACAAUUAAAGCUGUGUUGGUUAGGUUGCUUUCAAAGAAGUUUUUUUUUUUUCUUUUUCCCCCUCUCCUCUUUCUCCGAAGCCUCCUGAAUCUCUCACAUGCCAGUUGAGCUUUAAUAGGGUGGGGAGUAAUGGAGAACUCCUCGGAUCUGUAAUAGCUCUUCACUUGACUGCAGCCAGCAAUAACAGCGGGCGCAGCCAGAGAUAAGAGAGAGGAGAGAGGGAGAGGGGUGUGCGUGUGUAGGAAAGAGAGAGAGAGAGAGAGAAGAGGAGAGGGAGAGAGAGGACACGCACACUAAAGCUGCCACUUUUUUUUCCUCCCCUUCACUCUUUUCCCCCCAUCCUAGGAUCCAAUGAUAGCUGGACAAGUCAGUAAGCCCUUGCUGUCAGUGCGGAGUGAAAUGAAUGCGGAGUUGAGAGGUGAGGACAAGGCUGCUACUUCAGACAGCGAGCUGAAUGAGCCCCUGCUUGUGCCUGUGGAAUCAAAUGACAGCGAGGACACUCCCAGCAGGCUCUUCGGGGCCAGAGGAAACCCGGCACUGUCAGAGCCAGGCACUCCUGAACAACACCAGGCCAGUCAGACCCACCCCCCGUUCCCGGUUGGGCCACAGUCGCUUCUGACGGCACAGCAGUUAGCCUCUGCUGUCACCGGUGUAAUGCCGGGAGGCACGCCAGCCCUCAACCAGCCCAUCCUCAUCCCCUUCAACAUGGCCGGACAGCUAGGAGGGCAACAAGGACUGGUCCUCACACUGCCUACUGCGAACCUCACCAACAUCCAAGGGCUGGUGGCAGCAGCUGCAGCCGGAGGCAUUAUGACCCUGCCAUUGCAGAAUCUACAAGGUGACCAAGAUCGGUGCUCAUCACCUGAAGGGCAAUGCCAGUCGGCCACCUUGUUGGCCAGCAGCCAACCCAAGGAUGCUCUCACCACCUUCAGGAAACCAGCUGUAGCCCUUAGCAAUCCCUAG